AUCUAAGAUAAUUCUCUUGGAAGAUGAUGCUGUCGGAAUUUGAUUGUAAGGAAUUCUAGGUCAGGUGAACAGAAGGACUGCAUGUUGUUAUGAUUACACCACAAGUAUUUAAUUAUAAGGCCUACACCCCCUCCCUUCUUCUUACCAGAGAGAUGUUUAUUUCUGUCGGCGUGAUGCAUGAAGAAACCGGGUUGCUGUUCCGACUCUGACAACGUAUCCAUAGUGAGCCAUGUUUCCGUUAAACAGAGAAUGAUACAAUCUCUGAUAUCUCUCUGGAAGGCAACUCGUGCCCAAAUUUCGUCCACCUUGUUGUCUAGAGAUUGGACAUUGGCGAGUAAUAUGCUCGGAAGCGGUGGAUGGUGUGCUCGCCUUCUGCGUCUGACCAGUAGGCCACUCCAUCUGCCUCUCCUGCGGCGACCGCGUUGUUUUGGGUCGGCCUCUGGAAUAAGAUCUGAUGUCAGGAUGGAGUUCCGAACAAGGGAUCCGCUUCGGGAAAGACAUAUUCCUGGUCGAGUUGGGAAGUUGACGUCGCUUUUAUAUCCAAUAGUUCUUCCCGGCUGUAUCUAAUAACUCAAAUUUUCUGGGCUAACAAUGUAAGAAAUUAUACAUUAAAAAAACAAAGAACUGCAUCGUUUUCUAAGGACCUGAAGCGAGGUGACCAUCUCUGUCGGCGCCAUCUUGUGUCGCCGCUUGGCAUAGCUCAUGGUGAUCUUAGGUUUGUGUACGGCUGUUCGGCCAUGGGAACCCAUUUCAUGAAGCUCCCGACGAACAGUUAUUGUGUUGAAGUUACUUCCAAAGGCAGUUUGGAGCUUGAUAGUGAGUGUUGCACCCCAGAACAGACGAUUUUAAAGUGCUAAGCGCUUCAGCACUCGGCGGUCCUGUUCUGUGAGCUUGACUUGUGUGGCCUACCAAUUUGCGGCCGAGCCGCUGUUGCUCCUAGAUUUCCACUUCACAAUAACAGCACUUGAACGGGGCUGCUCUAGCAGGUCAGAAAUUUGACGAACUGACUUGUUGGACAGGUGGCAUCCUAUGACGGUGACACGUUGAAAGUCACUGAGCUCUUCAGAAAGGCCAUUCUACUACCAAUAUUUGUCUAUGAGGAUUGCAUGGCUGUGUGCUCGAUUUUAUACACCUGCCAGAAACGGGUGCGGCUGUAAUAGCUGGAUCCACUCAUUUGAAAGGGUGUCCACAUACUUUUGAAUAUAUUAUGUAUUUAGGAGGAUAUUAAUGAUUUGUUUCCUUUAACUCCAGAUGUUGUGUUGGAGAUGGAUCCUACAUCUGUGUCAGAGAGGGAGAAUGUGACACUGACAUGUAGAACCAAAUGUACACUGGACCCCAUCACAGCCUUCAGUUGGUAUAAGAAUGGACAGUCUAUACCAAACAGCAACACCUCCUCUCCUGUCUAUAUCCUAUUCUCAGUCAGCAGUGAGGAUACAGGCAGAUACUCCUGUUCUGUAGAAGGACAUGAGGAUAUCCCCUCUGCUGAAGAGACUCUCACUGUCACAUAUGGCCCAAAGAACACCUCAGUGUCAGUCAGUCCCUCUGGUGAAAUAGUGGAGGGCAAUUCAGUGAAUCUGACCUGCAGCAGUGAUGCCAACCCACCUGUGGAAAACUACACCUGGUACAAGAGGAAUGUAACCUCACCAAAAGCAUCAGGACAGAGUUACACCAUCCAUAACAUCAGCUCUGAGGACAGAGAGGGAUACUACUGUGAGGCUCUGAACAUUAUAGGGAGAGAGACUAUCCCUGUCCAUAUUAAUGUUAUAUCAGUGUUUUCCUGGGUUCCUGUGGUGGGGGUGGGGGCUGUCCUGACUGCUGGAGCUCUUCUACUCACCAUCUACUGCUAUAUGAAGAGGAGACACACAGGAGGAAGUGAUGCCACAGCAGACACACUGAUUCAGGGACUCCCCUGUGACACAGCCCCUCAGAUAGAUGCUGAGCCCACCGAUUAUGAGAACUGGAGAGAACCACCACAGAACCUGGACAGUGACGCAGACCCUCAGAUAGAUGCUGAGCCCUCCGAUUAUGAGAACUGGAGCGAACCACCACAGAACCUGGAAAGUGACACAGACCCUCAGAUAGAUGCUGAGCCCUCCGAUUAUGAGAACUGGAGCGAACCACCACAGAACCUGGACUGAAGAGAACCACCACAGAACCUGGAUUGAAGAGAACCACCACAGUACCUGGACUGAAGAGAACCACCACAGAACCUGACUGAAGAGUACCACCACAGAACCUGGACUGAAGAGAACCACCACAGAACCUGACUGAAGAGAACCACCACAGAACCUGACUGAAGAGAACCACCACAGAACCUGACUGAAGAGAACCACCACAGAACCUGACUGAAGAGAACCACCACAGAACCUGGACUGAAGAGAACCACCACAGAACCUGGACUGAAGAGAACCACAACAGAACCUGGACUGAAGAGAACCACCACAGAACAUGACUGAAGAGAACCACCGUAGAAACUGGACUGAGGAGAACCAACACAGAACCUGGACUGAAGAGCAACAGCAUCAAACCAAAGCUAGGCCUCACAAUGCUAUUCUCUUACUAUCAUUAUGCUUUCUUAUCUAUUAGGUUUUCCAGACAAUGACCUUUAACUUUUGAGUGAAUGCUGGAAUUUAGAUUGUUCUCCUAAUGAUAAAUACAGUAUGUAUAUAGAUGAUCAAUACAGUAUGUGUAUAGAUGAUCAAUACAGUUUGUAUAUAGAUGAUCAAUACAGUAUGUGUAUAGAUGAUAAAUACAGUAUGUAUAUAGAUGAUAAAUACAGUAUGUGUAUAGAUGAUCAAUACAGUAUG
Molecule: messenger RNA, 2807 nt
Organism: Oncorhynchus nerka (sockeye salmon)
Lineage: Eukaryota; Metazoa; Chordata; Actinopteri; Salmoniformes; Salmonidae
Product: B-cell receptor CD22-like
Exons: 5
Coding region: 1266-2138 (290 amino acids)
Biological process (GO): cell-cell adhesion
Cellular component (GO): membrane
Source: RefSeq, a predicted model, not a curated record